Molecule: messenger RNA, 7206 nt
Organism: Stylophora pistillata
Lineage: Eukaryota; Metazoa; Cnidaria; Anthozoa; Scleractinia; Pocilloporidae
Product: multiple PDZ domain protein
Molecular function (GO): protein binding
Source: RefSeq, a predicted model, not a curated record
CGCGACGAAUUCACAAAUUAUUUACCAAUCGUUUGACAUAAUUUCAUACUUGUCAUUCGAUGGUCUGGAAGCAGAUGCUUGAUGUGAUUGUUCUGUUAUAAUCUAUGACUCUUUGAUACUGAGGAAAAGAGUUUUGAAAGUUUAAGGAACACAGGGAUUUGUCACUUUUUGGAGAAAACAGCGAGUUAUAUUCGACCACCAUGCCGACUUUAGCAGAUACAUCGCGUGCUGCAGAAAUUUUGAAUGGUCUUCAACAGAGGCUGAAGUCCCAGGGAGACACAGAGAAUGAUGAAGAACUUGAAAGGAUCAAACAGAUGCUUGAAAGCCCUCUGUUUAGACAACUCUUGAUGAUUCAGCAAUCAGUUAAAGAACUUAACAAGAAACUCACACAUUCACCACCAGAUUCAGUUAAGGAUUUUGACUUUUCUCCCACAGGAGAGCUUGUAUUUCCACACCAUUCUGUAUCAGACACAGAAGAGGUGGCAGUAAGAAAUGAACCACCAUCCACUGCAGGCGUAUUCAACCAAGAACCCAAUCACUAUGAAACAGUAACAAGAAAUGGUCAUCCAGAGGAUUGGCAGGAUGCAGCAGCGUCAUCAUCAUAUCAUUAUGCAUCUGCCGAAGCUGCUGUUGAUAUAGACUAUGAUGUAACCCUUGACAAUCGAGAUCAAGUCAUGGCUGAGCUUAAGAAAUCCAAAUUUGCCAACAGUGAAGACUUUCAAAAAGGAAUGGAAACACUGGCCCAGGGUCGAGAAAUUGAAACAGUGAAGUUGAUGAAACCAGAUCAGGGUGGUUUGGGUUUCAGUGUUGUGGGACUGAAGAGUGAAAAUCGUGGAGAGUUGGGAAUCUUUAUUCAAGAGAUACAGCCUGAUGGUGUUGCAGGAAGGGAUGGAAGGCUGCAAGAAAGUGACCAGAUUCUUGCGAUAGAUGGCAAACAGCUUGACAGUGGCAUGUCUCAUCAGCAAGCUAUUGGAGUUUUACAGCAAACCAAUGGUGAAGUUGAACUGAUUGUAGCCAGAGGUGGAAUUCCACGCUCAAGGAAUCUAUCGCGAACUACAUCUGGAGCAAGUUCAGCAUUGUCACGCACACCUUCAGAUGUCAGUACUGUUUCGCAUACAUCUGUGACAGUACCUGCUGGGGAUGGAGAAAACCUACGACACAUUGAAACAGUUGAACUUCACAAUGACGGCUCAGGGUUGGGGUUUGGUAUUGUGGGAGGUAGGAGCACAGGGGUUAUUGUGAAGACCAUCCUUCCUAGAGGUGUUGCUGAUAGGGAUGGGCGAUUGCGCAGUGGUGAUCACAUUCUUCAAAUUGGAGAAGUAAAUGUCGGUGGUAUGGGAAGUGAACAGGUUGCCCAGGUGUUACGUAAAGUUGGACAGCAUGUAAAACUUGUUAUUGCCAGACUGGUAACGGAUGACUCUAACAUUGACGCCUCCUCCACAGCAGAGCGUGUACAAUAUGAACAUUAUGAUGCUUUACAGGAAAGCAAAGAUGUGGAAGCAUUUGAUGUUGAACUUGUGAAGGACAGCAGGGGCCUGGGAAUAACUAUAGCUGGAUAUGUCGAGCAGUCAUCAGCGGAAUUGUCAGGAAUUUUUAUUAAAAGUAUUGCAGAAGGGAGUACUGCUGCUGUUGAUGGAAGAUUAAGGAUUAAUGACCAAAUCAUUGAGGUUGAUGACAUUAGUCUGCAUGGCAAAAAUAACCAGCAAGCUGUGGAAAUUCUUAAACAAACUGGACCUGUUGUUCGACUAAAGGUGGCUCGUCAUGUUAAGCAUCGCCUUAGUAGACAACAGACUCCUGUUGAUGAGGCUCAUCCAACUACCUCAUUAAGCGCCCAGUCUAGUGCAAGUCUUGCAGAAUCUUCUGUGACGCGACUUGAUUCAUCUGCUUUUGAAGCAAGGCAUGUUACUGAUCCAGAAAGUAUAAAAGAACAUUACAGCCACUUGGUAGGGGAUGGUGUCGAUGUUCUGGUUGCUGACAUUUCCAAAUUCCAUGAAGGAGGUGGCCUGGGUAUCAGUUUAGAAGGAACACAGAAUCCGCAUGAUGGUUCCCUGCCGUGGCACAGAGUCCAUGCUGUUAGUUUUGAGGGACCGGUGGGUCAGAAUGGAAUUGUCAAACCCGGUGAUCACCUUGUUGAGGUAAAUGGUGUCAGUGUUCUAGAGAUGAACCAUUCUGACGUUGUCGCGCUUAUACAAGGAUUGCCAGUGGAUUUUCGCCUGGUUGUUGCCAGAAAACGAGAGUCGCCAGACGAGGAAGUUAUCGCAGCAAGGACUGGAACUGAGGUGGAGAGUCAACCAGUUGACACUGAAAGAGAAGAUAAUGCUUAUGAACAGAUUGCCAUGACAACUCCUAGUCCUGUGUUGUCAGCCUUGCCUGAUAGCCCCAGUCCUACUGGUCUUAAUGAAUCCGCUAUGUCUCAGUCCAUGUGGUCCGACGAGAUCGAAUACGUGGAACUGGACAAGGAGGACAGAGGACUGGGAUUUAGUAUCUUAGAUUACAAGGACCCAGUUUCACCCGAAAAAACUGUGAUUGUAAUUCGGAGUCUGGUACCUGGAGGCGUGGCUGAACAGGAUGGACGACUGAAGCCAGUUGAUCGACUAAUGUCUGUCAAUGAAACCAAUCUGGAAAAUGCCUCCCUCAGUUAUGCCGUCGAGACACUAAAAGGGGCCCCACAAGGAAAAGUACGAAUAGGUAUAGCUAGGCCAAUACCUGAUGAAGAUGAAGAAUAUGAAGAGACUCCACCAGAAACCGCCAGGUACAUGGGUGAACAAUUACUGGAAACUACCGCACAGAACAAACGAGACAAGCACACUGCUUUAAUGGCUGACAUCGAAGUGGAAAAAGAGAGCGACAAUGAAUUGAGUGACAGCGGAAGUGAACGUUCGUCUAAGUUUGACUUCGGUCCGCCUUUGCUGUUCUCAGGAGAUUCUAUAGAUAUGGACAGUUUACCUGAAAAUAUCAAAUCCAGAGUGGAGACUAUAACCAUUAGAAGGCAGAUGGUUGGAAAAUUGGGACUAACUCUAAAGGGAGAUGAAGAUGGCUGCGGUUGUGUUGUCAAAUCAGUACUCAAGGGAGGCGCUGUUGGACUGGAUGGACGGAUUGGGGUCGGGGAUCAUAUUGUUGCUGUCAAUGAUGAAAGCAUGAUUGGACUCGCAGGGCACAGAGCCAGGUCUGUGCUCAGGAAGCAAUCUUUGUUUAAGGACAUCGUGUUCACAUUCAUUCGCAGCGAGAUGACUCCUGCACGAGCUAUUCAACAGUCCCCCUCGUCCUUCCUUGAGGAUAGUUCAACUUCAUCUGUGCAUUCCUCGUCCCAGUCUCUCGAGGCUGAAGCUGACCGAGAGCAAAAAAGGGAAGAUGCCGAAGAGUACGACAUUCCCGAUACAGUAGAUAACCCGCCUGAACUGCUUCAGUCGGUUAAACCUCCAAUCUAUAAUGAACCUGGAGUCCGCGUGGUCGAACUCACCCGAGAACCUGACAGUGGACUGGGGAUAAGCAUCAUUGGUGGUAAAGCUGGACCACAGGGCCUGGGCCUCAAAGGGAUCUUUAUCAGACACGUACUAGAAUCCAGUCCUGCUGCGCGUUUAGGAACACUGGCGACUGGUGACCAGAUAUUGGAGGUUGAUGGGCACGAUCUACGUGAAGCCUCGCAUGACGAAGCUGUUGAGAUCAUCAAACGGGCCAAGAAUCCGGUGCGGUUUGUGGUCAGAACAGUGCCAACUUCUGAUUUAAUCCCUCCGCCCAAACCACCACGCAUGCCUGAACUCAGCGGUCUUAACAACGCGGAACCUAGUAAUGUGACCGUUACUGGUGCCAGGCCCUCAUCCGAGGCUGCCAAUCUACCAUCGGACGAGUCCUUGAAGAAAGACAUUCCAAUUCCCACCAAAAAUCUGACAGCUGAGGAACCAGCUGCAAGCGUUGUCCAGGCCGAGGGAGUAAAAGCAGAAAUCGAAAGCAAACUGUUGAAUCUGCCGUCCAAGUUUAACAUCAUCAGGAGCAACGAAGAUAGGAAAAGGCAACUGAAGAUCAAGUACCCGGAUGUCACUGGUGAUUUCAUUCUUGUAGAUCUGGUUAAAGGGGGAACUGGACUAGGUCUGAGUAUCGCGGGCGGAAAAGGUGCAGCGGCAAACCGUAUUUUCGUUGUGGACGUCAAACCAGGCGGACCAGCGGAGAGAAAUGGAAAAAUUAAACAAGCUGACGAGAUCCUUGAGGUGAAUGAAGUCUCCAUUCGGGGCCUGACUCAUUACGAGGCUUCUACGAUUCUGAAAAAUACUCCACCGGAAGUUCAUCUCGUAUUAGGCAGGUCCCAAGAGGCAGCUGAUUACCUCAGUCGAUCCAGGACACCGCCGGCUCAGGAAUCCCCUAGAGGCCAACAAUGGCCCGAACAGGAGGUAAAACAACUCAAUGUUCGUUCCAUCGAGUCAUCUCCGUCAACACCGAGGCGAGAGAUCGGAAGUCCCCGGAGAUCAGAGCCUAGUCCGAGUUCCAGUCCACCGCCGGUUCCAGAAGGUAUUACCGUGUCACCGACCCUUUUACAAGAACUGUCAGGGGGUCAGAAAGUAGAGCGAAUUGACUUUGUUAAGAGCCCAACUGGUCUUGGAUUUGCUGUAGUGGAAGGUCCCGGAUUCGGUGGAGGCCAAACAGGGAUUUAUGUGAAGGACAUCACUGAAGGAGGAUCUGCCCAAAAGGACGGGCGAUUGACAAAAGGAGACCAGUUGAUUGCAGUGGAUAAUCAACCGAUUGUAGGACUAACUCAUGCUGAGGCCGUCGCCAUAUUAAAAAGAACCAAAGGAAAGGUGUCUCUUGUGGUUGCCAGGAAACAAGCCCCAUCCGGAAGUCCACCCGCAGCAGCAAGAGCAACUUCCGCCAAUGUGUCACCAAGGAAGGAGACUGGAAGUCCCCGUACUCCAAGGAGAGGCCCCCCCGUCUCUAAGAAACCAGUCAGGGAUUCAAUGCAUGACGGCAGCAAUCCAGGAAGUCCAAGAAAACAAGGGAGCCUUGAAAGAGUGCCAACAGAGAUUGUGCAGACCGGAAGUGACCAGAAUGGUAGUCCUGUAGCAUCAAGAAGGGAGCCUCAGCAAUCCCACGUUUUCGAGCCAGAAGUUCAGGUGGUCCAGCAGUCUCCUAGACAGACAGCAGUAGUUACACCAACGUUAAUCGCGUCUCCAAAUCCCCGCACUGCGCCGAUCAUUCCUGGUCAGGAAUGUGUGAUAGAGAUUCCCAAAGGCAACACAGGCCUUGGCCUCAGUAUCGUUGGUGGCGCCGAUACUCUGUUGGGUGCGAUAGUCAUCCAUGAAGUGUAUGAAGAUGGAGCCGCAGCUAAGGAUGGCCGACUUUGGGCUGGAGAUCAGAUCUUAGAAGUCAAUUAUGUGGAUCUGCGAGAAGCCACACAUGAUAUGGCUAUUACUGCACUAAGGCAAACUCCUGCUGUUGUUCGAUUGGCUGUUCUGAGGGACGAAUCGCAGUUUAAAGAUGAAGAAGCCUUCGAGUACAUCACGCUUGACUUAAACAAAGUUCCCGGUCAGGGACUGGGUUUGAGUAUUGUAGGAAGAAGGAACGAUACAGGAGUAUUUGUUUCGGACGUGGUGAAAGGUGGUAUCGCAGAGGCUGACGGUCGUCUUCAAGCUGGUGACCAGAUCCUCUCGGUCAACGGUGAGGAUCUUAAGAACGCCACUCAAGAUGUUGCUGCGGCUGCGCUCAAGCGUACUUCUGGUCGGGUCAUUCUUGAGGUGGCUCGUCUGAAACACGGCACAAGUUCCCGGCCGUCCUCCAUGAGCAGUUUACCAAACAUGCAGCCUGGGACCGAAUCUCUAAGCAGCAUGGAAAAUAUUGCGGUCUCAAUCCCACUCGAUUUUGAACAACCAGAAGUCGGCCCUUCAUCAGCUUCCGGUCUCCCUCUGGUCAGUCUGUCUCCGAGUUCUUCAAUGGCUCAGGAAGCUGAUGAACUGGUUCAAUCUGACGAGGAAGGAGAGGAAAUGCCACUAGAAGCGAAGAUAAUUGAAUUAGAACGCGGUCCCGAGGGCCUGGGUUUCAGUAUCGUGGGUGGUCAUGGGAGUCCACAUGGUGACCUGCCCAUCUACGUCAAAACUGUCUUCCCGACUGGCGCUGCGGCCAAGGAUGGGCAACUCAAACGCGGUGAUCAGAUUGUUGCUGUGAAUGGAGAGAGUCUCGUAGGAGUGACCCACGAAUCUGCCGUGGCUAUGCUAAAAAGAACCAAGGGAAGAAUUGUUCUCACAGUGCUUUCGUAAAGAGUUAAACUAGAGUUACAAAGUGACCGUCAAAUUUCCUAGUGCAACUUAAAAGAGCUACUUCGAGAAAAAAAAAUACCUUCAACUCGAAAGAAACUUUAAAAAUAGAAAUUCUUUCAGAGAGAAAAAGAAUAUAGUAGUUUGGUGAAAAAGAAAAACACGCGACAGAAAUUAAAAACCAAGAAAGAUCAGGAUGGCCAAAAGUGAAAAAGAUUGACACGGAUUCCAAAUCAUGAACUUGAAGAAUUUAGGCGAAAUUUCGUAAAACAAAGAAAGCGUAACGUAGCUCUGUUAAUGUUUCACGGGUGAUUUCUCCCUUCUUUUUUCGAUGUGGUUAGUAACCACGUUAUUAACUACUUUUUUUCGUUUUAAACCGUAUGUUUGUUAGCUUUCUCUCGACGUUUUCCGUAGUAUUCGUUUUUUCACUAAAGGAUGAAUUACAAGAUUAAUUUUACAUCAACAUAAAGAAGGAAGCUGAAAAGGCAAUGAUUACGCUUAUCAAACAAUCUUCGCAUUGUGUAGCUUUUUAUAAGGAGCUUUUUUUUUUUAUAAGAAUCAUAUCAUACAUCGUUAAUAGAUGAAGACGCACGCCCAUUGACUACGUGUUUCGUCAACUGUGGUUAACUCGGAUGGAUUUUUAUUUCUUCGAGAUGCAACCUUAAUGGGACUUACAUUUUGACGCUUGUUUCUUUUAAAGUGCAAUACUUAUUGCUUGAACAUUUUAUUGAGUGAAAGGGGCAAGUUUCUAAAGAAGUUGUGGCGCUGAUCGGUGGGGUAGUACAAGAAAAUUGGAAAGUAUCAAUUGAGUUGAUAAGGUGAAUUGGACAUUGAAACUCACCUUAUACAACUAAACUGCUUUUGUAAAGUAAGUAUGAGAACCGCAAAAUUGUUUACUGGUUUACCAAGAUAAAGGCUUUUGUAUAGUUUUUACAAUAAAUAGAACGUAACAGAUUUCUAUCCUGUA